Messenger RNA from Temnothorax curvispinosus, 732 nucleotides. RefSeq lists its product as uncharacterized. The transcript is spliced from 2 exons. Bases 70 to 648 code for a protein of 192 amino acids. The record is from RefSeq and is a predicted model, not a curated record. Lineage: Eukaryota; Metazoa; Arthropoda; Insecta; Hymenoptera; Formicidae.
UGAAUACAUGAAUAUGAAAAUUUUCAUGAGAAUUUGCCGGUGUAUGUACGCACCGCGCUGAAACCUCGAAUGAACGCACUACGCAGUAGCGACACGACGGCGUUGUACUCGGCUGCAUCAUCGCGGCAUCGCAUCAAUCUGAGCAAGCGGAUCCUGUGCCGAUCGGAAACUUGUAAAUCUGCGAUAGCACGACUGAAAGUUAAGGACGUCCGUGUGUGCACGUCCUCCGUAUAUAUGUGGGGAACAGGUGGGAACGUGUGCGCCUUUUGGCCCCCCCACGAAGCGGAGACGAGCUCGUUCCCUCGGACGUGUCCCAUUGGCUAUUCCCCGCGGAACAGUAUCUGGGUCCCACGAAACUUGGGACCGACGGCAUUCUUCGCAGUCGAGAAGAUUCCCGGUGACCGACAGCGAGUCCCCCCUCCCUCGUCGGACAUUCUCCGCAGUUCGCCGAUUGUCGGGGAGUCCGUAACAAGCUGCUUUCCCGAUCGCGUCAACUGUGUGAAUCAAUCGGCGCGAAAGUGUGAACGUUUCUUAUAUAUUAAAUUGUGCUCAUGUGUGAUUUCUCAUCGAUAUAUUAUCGCCGACGAAGAAAAGCAAGAAGAAAUCGAGGUCACGUGGAAAGUGCAUAAAAAAACUAUAUAUUUAUGAUAUGUCAUUGAACCAAAAGGAGUAAAACAAUGUAAUUAGAAUCUCUCCGAGUUAAAUUAAAAUUCACACACUGGCGCACAUAAA